AUCCAUUCAGAUCCAAAAUAAAAUACAGAUUGUUCAAAAGUUUACAAAUCUUUAGUCUAGUUCUUUAAAAAAUCAAAUUUGGUACCUUUCCUUCCCUUGACCUUUGAUUUGUUGACUUGACCUUCUGAACCUUUGUCUACAUACACAAAUUCAAGAAGUGAUCAUCAAAGGUCUUUUUUAGUUCUUUAACGAUUUCUCCCUUUUUUUUUACAACGAUCAAGUGUUUUGGGUUUUCCUCUGUAGAACUAUAUAAAGUCUGCUGGAUUUUCAAGUUUACCUGAAAAUUAACUUUAAACUGUAAAACUGUCUAGACACUUCUACUUACCAUCUAACAACAAUCCCAAUCAAAUCCUAUCACAUAUUAAUAAUCAUUCACCCGUCAACUUUCAUCCUUUCAAAUUCGCCAACUACCUUAUCUCUUUAUAGUCCAUUAAAACGACUUUGAGGUUUACCUUUUUAUAAUUUGAUUUAGCUGAGUUCUGUAAAACUUCUUCAUCAAGAUUUAUCACUUACGCGUUUCUCACCAAAAGACGAAAAAAAAUCAUACAUACACCUAAACCGAGACAUCAAACUUCGAAGGAAGUGUACUAAAAAGAUGAUCAUGUUCAAUCGAUCCUUGGUCGAUGCUAAUGCAGCUAUCCCCUCUCACCUCCACCCUGUAGCACUUCGAUCUACUGCUCAUGCUUCUAAUCCUCAAACAGCUGCAGUCUCUCAAUUAGCAGAAGCUCAACUUAGAGCUUCUAAUUCGAUUUCCGAUCAUUCUUCAACUUCAACUCAACCUACUCCUUCAACUCCUUCAUCAUCAUCUUCUUCUUCAUUAUCGUUUGUUUCAGGACCAAAGGAUGGGAUCUCUGGAUUACCUAUUGACCAUUCUGUUUAUCCGCUUCUCUCGACUAUUGAUCCAUCUGCUCCUCAUGCCAAUUCGAUCAAGCUUCUUACGUGUUCUGAUUAUGCCAACCUCUAUCAUGCCUAUCUUCGUUCCACCGCCAAUGUAGACGAAUCAAAAGUGUUUCCUUACCUACAUUGUCCAGAUCGAGCAGGAACCUCACAGUCUACGUACUUUUCACAAGCUCAUCAUCAUCAUCCUCACUCUGUUGGUCCUACUCGAAGACCGCCUUCGUAUCGUGGACUUACCGUCAUCACUGCCGACUCAGUUGCCGGACCACGUAAUCCUACGGCUCGUCACCGUACGCGUUCUCUUGGAUCGACUUCUACUGCCUCUGCAUCAUCUGUCUCCUCUUCGGCUCCUCUCUCAUCUGCAAGCUCUCCGGCUACCUCAGUUGAAGGACCUGAACCACGCGCUUCUCUUCUUGUCUCAGCCCUUGCGCCAGACGAGAUACUCGAACGUAGUGCAAGAACAGGAGAUCUGAUGCCAAGAUUUAUAAGACGACCUAUGCCUUCGAGCUCAGUCAACUUGAGGUUGUUUGGACAUCAACCAGGUCAAUAUGCAACGGUUUCGGAUAUUGUGAUUUACUCUGAAUCAGGAGUGAAUGAGACGGUGAUUGAAUUGGCGCGAUUGGUAGUAGAAGCCCAAGCUCAGUUUCGAAAAUUUCAACAAGAACAACAUUUGGUAGAUGAUUUUCCAGAUUAUCAUGUGUUUAUUGUUAAUGAAAGAUUUGAAGGAUUCGAAAAGGAAUAUGGUGAAUUGGUGGCUGUUGAUGGUUGGGGCUUUAGGCGUUCAAAGGUGGAUUUUUUUGAAAGAGAACGGUUAGAGAUGGAGUCUUUAACGCGUGCAUCACGAAUCGAAGAAAAUAUUUGGCUUGGCAAUACGGCUGAUGCGAUGAGAGAUGAAGAGGAACUCAGUCCUCCUCGGUUCUCUAUUAUGAUUGAAGCUCAUGAUUCGGCUAGGAUCUUAAGCUCAUCGGAACUCGAGAGCUUAUUUCCAACCUCUCUCAACUCUUCAACUUCUUCGCAGUCAUCUGUUUCAUCCCCUGCAAUCACAAGACCUCCAUUGCACUUGGAAGUGCCUAGUACCGGUUCAGCCUCUGGUUCAAUGUCUAUGGAACAACUCGUACGAUCUCUUCAAGAGUUUUGUGCUUGGGUGUCUAGAGUGACGCGUGAUGGUCACCAGAUCCUCGUCCAUUGUCAUGACGGAUAUACCGAGACGAGCUUGUUCGGGCUUGCCUAUACCAUCUAUCGUCAACGUAUUCCGUUAUCUGAUGCUUAUCUACAUCUUCAACUUCAUGCUGGUCGUUCAUUCUUCCUCUACCCAUCGGAUCUUACUGUUCUACGAUACUUUGAAAGACGAUGUUCAACUUCAGAUCCAGCUUUGAGCCCGAUCCCAAGAGGUGCACGUUGGUUAGAGGAUGGGUUUGAAGGACACUUUCCUUCACGUAUCUUACCUUUUCUGUAUCUUGGUAAUUUAUCACACGCCAAUAACCCUUCGAUGCUUCGUGCAUUGGGUAUUACUGCGGUGGUCUCCAUGGGUGAAAGUGCGCGAUCAUCGUUGGCUGAACGUGGCUUGGAGGUUUUGGACGUCAAGGCAGUUGCUGAUGAUGGACUUGAUCGGAUCUCUGCUCAUAUGCCAGCGGCGAUGGAGUUUAUUGAACGUACUCGACGUGCAGGUGGUAAAGUCUUGGUACAUUGUAGAGUAGGUGUUAGUAGAUCAGCUACAGUGGUGAUUGGAUAUGUGAUGGCACAUUGUGAUAUUGAUUUAGCCAGUGCUUAUCUCUUGGUUAGAUCAAGACGAUUGAACAUUUUAAUCCAACCUAAUCUAGUGUUUAUGUGGGCCUUGAGAAGAUGGGAAUCACAAUUAACUUAUUUUGAAUUGAGCAAAACUAAUCAAGAUAUCAUUCAAGGAGCCGCGAUGGGAUGUGAUUGUGGGAUUUGUUUUGAUUCAGAUCAAGAAGGAAACUUGAAGAAACUUAAGAGAAGAGUUGGAUCGGCUGCUUGGACUUGGAGUUCACUUGCUUUAGAAAUCUCUUUGUUAAAUCAAAGGUAUCUUUGUUGAAAAUCAAAAUUCAAAUCCAAAUUCAAAUUCAAUCUUUUUCUUUUUCGGUUUCUUUUUGAUCCUCUUCUUUCUUUUACCGUUACUUUUUUUUCUCUUUGUGUCUUUCUUUUGUUUCUCUCUCUCUCUCUUUUUUUUUCUCUCUCUCUCUCUGUUUUUGAAUGUUUCUAACUCGAUGAAUUAGUGGGUUUUUUUCUUCUUCUUAUAGUAUGUUUUAACAAGUUUUUUUUGUUUGUUUGAUUUUUCCCCUUUUUUUUUUACUUAUCUUUUGGUUUCAUAAAACAAAAUAGAAAAAAAGACAAUUUGAUUUUAAUUUUUUUUUAAUUAAGAAAAAAAAAACUUGAGCAAGAUAUAAUAUAUAUAUAUUGAUAUAUACUUAUAUUUUUAGUGAAUUUUUUUUUUCCAUGAUCAUGAUGAUGAUGAUG
Molecule: messenger RNA, 3372 nt
Organism: Melampsora larici-populina 98AG31
Lineage: Eukaryota; Fungi; Basidiomycota; Pucciniomycetes; Pucciniales; Melampsoraceae
Exons: 4
Coding region: 596-2950 (784 amino acids)
Biological process (GO): protein dephosphorylation; nuclear DNA replication
Molecular function (GO): protein tyrosine/serine/threonine phosphatase activity
Source: RefSeq, a predicted model, not a curated record